This is a messenger RNA of Solanum lycopersicum (tomato), 539 nucleotides long. RefSeq lists its product as uncharacterized. The record is from RefSeq and is marked predicted. Gene Ontology annotation, cellular component: chloroplast thylakoid membrane. NCBI's taxonomy places the organism in Eukaryota, Viridiplantae, Streptophyta, Magnoliopsida, Solanales, Solanaceae.
ACCAUAUCUUAUCAUCUCACAUCCAAGAAACAUAUAACAUCUUUUCACCAUGGCCUCCUCCUCUAUAGCUUGUGUGCAAUUUUCAGUGAAGAAAUCCCUUGUAAUUCCAUCAACUAUUGUUGGUACAAAAUCCCCUGUAACUCAUAAAAACAAAAAACAGAGAUCGUUGAAAGUGGUGGCCGCCAUUGGAGAUGUUUCAUCCGAUGGAACAGUUUACUUAAUUGCUGGUGCUGCUGCUGUAGCAUUAGUCGGAACUGCUUUCCCUAUACUCUUUUCUCGCAAAGACCUGUGUCCAGAAUGUGAUGGGGCAGGAUUUGUGAGGAAAGGAGGGGCGGCAGCUUUGAAAGCGAAUGCAGCUAGAAAAGAUGAAGUUCAGAUUGUUUGUGCAAAUUGCAAUGGUCUUGGCAAACUCAACCAAGUAGACAAGUAAACAUCAUCACAUAAUAUUAUUAUACACCAUAUGCUUCCAUAAGUACCUACCUAUGGAACUUGUAGCUCCUUCGUAUUUGCAAGUUAUUAAAGUAAUACAGUUGAACUCC